CUGUUCCUCCUCUGUUCCUCCUCUGUUCUCCUCUGUUCCUCCCCUGUUCCUCCUCUGUUCCUCCUCUGUUCCUCCUCUGUUCCUCCUCUGUUCCUCCCCUGUUUCCUCCCUGUUCCUCCUCUGUUCCUCUUCCUCCUCCAUCAUGUCGUGGUUGACGGCUCGUCUCCUCUUCUACCCGACCCUGGCGUAUAACGUGCUGAUGGAGCGGUGGAGCAGUCGGCGCUGGUUCGACCGAGUCGACCCCCACCUCAUCCUGGGAGCUCUGCCCUUCAGGUCCAUGACCAAACAGUUGGUGGAGGAGGAGCAGGUGGGUGGAGUCAUCACCAUGAACGAGGAGUAUGAGACUCGUCUGUUUUGUAAUUCUGCUCAGGAGUGGCAGGAGGUGGGGGUGGAGCAGCUGCGUCUCAGUACGGUGGACCUGGUGGGGGUUCCGUCUCUGGAGCACCUCCAUCGGGGGGUGGAGUUCGCCGUGAGGCACCGGGAGCAGGGCCACAGUGUGUACGUGCACUGUAAGGCCGGACGCUGCCGCAGCGCCACCGUGGCCGCCGCCUACCUCAUACGGGUGUACUGUGUGACUCCAGACGAGGCGUGUGAGCGUCUCCGGACUCUUCGUCCUCACGUCAUCCUUCGCUCCAACCAGCUCCGCCUCCUGCACGACUUUUACCGACAAGUGUGUGUCUCCGAGCGAGAAAACCAAGAACCAGGACCAAGAGCGACGUGACGAGUGUGAAACCACCAGCAGACACACAAACGACACAAACGACACGACAAACGACACAAACGACACGACAAACGACACAAACGACACAAACGACACAACAAACGACACGAACGACACGACAAACGACACGACAAACGACACAAACGACACAAAACGACACGAACGACACGACAAACGACACGACAAACGACACAAACGACACGACAAACGACACAAACGACACAAACGACACAAACGACACAAACGACACAAACGACACAACAAACUAUCAAAAAUCGUUUGUUCUGUAAAAGUUUGUUUUGUGUGAUUCUGUUUUUUUUUUUAUCUGAACAGUUUUAUUUUGGUCGAUGAGUCAAAAUGUGCCUCAGCCUCAAAACAACAGAAAAUUAAACCAAACAUUUGUGUUUGGUUUGUGUUGUUUUGUGUGUGUCUGUUUUCAUUUGUGUUUAUUUCUAAAAUUAUUCAUUAUUAUUUUUGUGUAAAUUAUAUUUUGUUCAUUUCUGUUCAGUUGACGACAGCGACUUUAACAAAACUCCACAAAACUCGUGAAGAGAAACGACCUGAGUCUGUGGAAAAGUCUGCGUGAUUAUAAAAAUAUGAAUCAAAAGUAAAUGACUAAAGACUGAUCAGACUCUAUAAAUCACAUGUCAAAUUCAGGCCUGGGGGCCAAAUUUGGCCCGUGAUAUAAUUAUAUUUGUCCCGUGAGAUCAAAUCAAAUCUGUAUCAGAGCUGCUGCCGCACACAGAGACGACAGACACAUGAUUUAUUUAAAAUGUUAUUAUUAUUUUAUUUUCUGUUUGUUCUAAAUUCAAUGUUUAAGUAAAACUAUUAUUAAACAUUUAUUUUAAUAAGAAAAGUUUUAACAUUACAGAUCUCCAAAGAAUAGAAAUCAUGCAGAUGUUGGUGACAUUUUUCAAUAAACUUAGUCCCAGUUUUUCA
Molecule: messenger RNA, 1660 nt
Organism: Boleophthalmus pectinirostris (great blue-spotted mudskipper)
Lineage: Eukaryota; Metazoa; Chordata; Actinopteri; Gobiiformes; Gobiidae
Gene: ptpmt1
Product: protein tyrosine phosphatase mitochondrial 1
Exons: 4
Coding region: 143-721 (192 amino acids)
Biological process (GO): protein dephosphorylation
Molecular function (GO): protein tyrosine/serine/threonine phosphatase activity; phosphatidylinositol-4,5-bisphosphate 5-phosphatase activity; phosphatidylglycerophosphatase activity
Source: RefSeq, a predicted model, not a curated record